Messenger RNA from Culicoides brevitarsis, 1369 nucleotides. RefSeq names its product UDP-xylose and UDP-N-acetylglucosamine transporter (gene Efr). Lineage: Eukaryota; Metazoa; Arthropoda; Insecta; Diptera; Ceratopogonidae. Bases 185 to 1225 code for a protein of 346 amino acids. The transcript is spliced from 3 exons. The record is from RefSeq and is a predicted model, not a curated record. Gene Ontology annotation, molecular function: UDP-xylose transmembrane transporter activity; UDP-N-acetylglucosamine transmembrane transporter activity. Gene Ontology annotation, cellular component: endoplasmic reticulum membrane; Golgi membrane. Gene Ontology annotation, biological process: transmembrane transport.
GAAACUCUAACAAGUCUUCAUUCUUAGAAGAUUUCUUUGAAGUUCAGACCUGUGAUGUCUUGUUUGUAAAUAAAUCGCAUAAAAAUUAUUAAAUUUUAACAAGAGGGAUUAAUUUUUCAAUCUCUCCCGAGAACUGAAGAAAAACUCUUGAUUGUAUAAAAAGACGAUCCAAAAGGUGCCAAAAAUGAACACGAAAGCAGCUUUUGCCAUUGGCGGAGUGUUUCUCGGGUGUUGCAGCAACGUUGUUUUCUUGGAAUUGCUCGUCAAAGCUGAUCCUGGAUCCGGAAAUCUCAUCACUUUCUUGCAAUUUCUCUUCAUCGCAGUCCAUGGAUUUAUUUUUACCGCCAAAUUUGGCACAAAAAAGCCUCGUAUCGGCUUAAAGGACUACACAAUCCUUGUUGCGAUGUUCUUCGUUGUGAGCGUUUGCAAUAAUUACGCCUUCGAUUUCAACAUCCCCAUGCCUUUGCACAUGAUUUUCCGCGCGGGAUCCCUAAUCGCCAACAUGGUAAUGGGCAUCAUAAUUCUACGGAAGCGUUAUGACAUCUGGAAAUACAUUUCCGUGGGAAUGAUAACACUCGGCAUCAUCCUAUGUACCAUCGUAUCGGGCAGUAAAGUGGAAAAAAUUACCCCAACCGAAGCUGCUGCUGCGGAAUUAGACGCUAAAAAUGAAGCUCUUGGGUUUUCAGCGUUCUUUUGGUGGACUUUAGGCAUUACUUUGCUCACGGUAGCACUGUUUUUGUCAGCUCGCAUGGGAAUUUAUCAAGAAACUUUGUACAAACGCUACGGAAAACAUCCGGAUGAAGCACUUUUUUACACGCAUUUGUUGCCAUUACCGGGAUUUUUGUUGCUUUUUAAUAAUAUCUCGGAACACGUGAACAUCGCAUCGGGUAGCACGCCUUAUGAGUUGCCAAUUUUGGGAAUUUCCGUACCUGUUAUUUGGUUGUACCUGCUCGGAAACGUCUUGACACAGUAUUUAUGCAUUAGCUCCGUUUAUGUGUUGACCACGGAAUGUGCCUCGCUUACCGUUACGCUCGUUGUGACCUUGAGAAAAUUCGUUUCGCUCAUUUUUUCGAUAAUUUACUUCAGAAAUCCCUUUACGGUGUUCCAUUGGUCGGGAACGCUGCUCGUAUUUGUGGGCACAAUUAUCUUUACGGAGAUUGUACCGAAGAUACGGGAGUCCAUGGAGACGAAACAAAAGCUUGAAGCUUCCAAGAAACGAGAAUAAUGGUAUCUGACCUUUUAAUUUUUUUGUCGACACGAAUUUUUUAACGUAUUUAUCAACGAAAAGUCGUAUUUUGUAAGUUUUAUUUGUUACCAAAUCCCGAUUUCGGAAUAAAAAUGUUUUCCAAAUUUCCUAAAAAUUCAUUUU